AUGUCGAUCUUAGCCGAAUUUCCAAAUAAUACUUUGAGUAAUGUAUCUAAUAAAUACAAUUCAAUGGCCAAUUCAGUGAAAUCAUUGUAUAAGAAAAAAGAAGGCUCUCAAAAUCUUGCUACUACUAUUAAUCGAAUACAAACACUAAUUAAAUUAGUAAAGGGACCAGGAGUUCAUCCUGUCGGCUAUAUGUCUACUGUUGGUUUUGAAUAUACAGGUAAUGGAGACACAGCUCGUUGUAAAGAUUGUGGACUUGAAGUAUCUAAUUGGACAUUAGAUAUGAAUCCAUUUACUAUUCAUUCAAAAAGUCAACCUAAUUGUCCAUUCAUACGUUCUAUAAUACCGAUUUCAUCAUUAAAUAUACUGGAACCUAACAUGUUACCAACAAAUACUAUUCAAAAUGCAUCUGUACCGACUGUAGAAGAGAAUAUUUCUACUUUUCAAAAGAAAAAAACGGUAGACUUCGGAUCAGUAUCGAAUGCUUUACUGGAAGUCGAUUCACUUCGACAAGUGCGAAUACGUACUUUUUCUCAUUGGCCACAUCGUACUGUUCCAUCAAGUACACAAAUGAUUGAGGCUGGGUUUUUUUCUUGCAAUGUUAAUGAUCGAGUAAUAUGCAUCUAUUGUAAUCUUAUUUGUCAACAAUGGAUAUCAUCGAUCGAUGAUCCAUGUGAAGUACAUAAAAAACAAUCACCUAAUUGUAUAUAUGUCAAAACAAAAUUGAUGAAUCCUAUAGUUUCAUCAAUAAUUAUUGUUAACGAAAGUUCAACAACAAAUAUUGCUUCAUCAAAUUCAAAUAAUCUCAGUUCUAUACGUACUAAUGAUAUUGUAUUUAGAGCAUCAUGUAAUCCUACUUAUUCAGAAAUACUAAAACGUCAAGCAUCAUUUGCUACGUGGCCAAAUGAAAAUUUACCACAAGUAGAUGAUUUAGUUCGAGCAGGAUUUUUCUAUACAGGUGCGGCAACCAUUGUUACUUGCUUUUAUUGUAAUGGAUCAUUACAAAAUUGGGGUUCAAAUGAUAAUCCAAUGAUUGAACAUGCUCGUUGGUUUCCGCAUUGUGCAUAUGCUAAACAAUUGUGUGGUGAAGAAUUAUAUCAUAAAAUUCAAGAAUCUAAACGAAUACAACAAAAACGUGCUAGAACUAAAGAAUUAAAAGAAGCAGGCUCAAAUGAUCUGAGAAAUAUAAAUAUAAAAGAAAAUGGUGGGAAAUUAUUAAUAUCGGAUGAAUGUACUUUAUCCAGACUGGUCGCUGCACGAUUAGACUUAUCGAUGUCACAAAAUUUAUUAGAUCGAAAUUUUAAAUUAUCUAUUAUAAAGCGAUGUUGGGAAGAUCAAUUACGAAUAAAACAUGAUGAUUUUGUAUCGGAUUGUGAUUUAUAUAUUGCUUGUUUAAUUCUUCGAAAGCAAAUCGAACAUAUUGAUGGUAAAAAAGAAAAUAUUGUUAUACCGAGCAUAAAAAUGAAGCAAAUGGGAGAACAAAAUGGUGAGUUUAUUAUAGAUAUACUUCUCAAUUUAUGUGCUCAUUGUCUAGCGAUAGGAAUGAGUGAAGAAAAAUUAACUACAGUUAAUGAAGCUCAAUCUAUAGAAAAUCGUAUAGAUGCUAAAAUGAAUAUAUCAUCGCAAUCAUUAACAAGUAAUGAUAAUGAACGUGAUGUGCAAACAAAUAAAAAAGUAACUAAUAUCAAUGAUCAAAGUACAUCGAACGAUUCUCAAUCACCGAAUCUUUGCGUUCUUUGUAUAACAGAAGAAAAAAAAUUAGCUUGUAUACCAUGCGGACAUAUGUCAACAUGUGUCGCAUGUGGUCAUUCGUUGCGUUUGUGUCCAAUAUGUCGACGAGAGAUUGACGCAUUUAUUAGAAUUUACAUUUAA
This is a messenger RNA of Rotaria sp. Silwood1, 1869 nucleotides long. The record is from the annotation of a GenBank genome assembly. Lineage: Eukaryota; Metazoa; Rotifera; Eurotatoria; Philodinida; Philodinidae.